Molecule: messenger RNA, 2511 nt
Organism: Aspergillus calidoustus
Lineage: Eukaryota; Fungi; Ascomycota; Eurotiomycetes; Eurotiales; Aspergillaceae
Source: the annotation of a GenBank genome assembly
AUUUGAAUGUUCAUCGCUUCAUCUUUGACACCAACAACCCCUCCCUUCAUCACCAUAAACCUGGUUCGCCAUACUCAGCUGUGAAUAUAGGCUUGCUUUUGAUUGACCUUUAAAGAGCGAUAGACGCGACUCCCCCACGACAGACCGAAGCCGAUCAGUGAGCGCGACCCUCAUUCCAAGCUCUUCCACCGCACGAGGGCUUUCCCUCCUUAGCCACAAUGGAUAUCAUCACAUCGACAACCCCAGAACAAGCCGUGCGCAUCUCGGCGAAGCGAACUGUCGAGCUUUUCGGCCCCGAAUACCUCAUGGUCGCGCCCUCGGUCGCCAACGGAUCCAUUGGCGUUUCCUACCGACGAAAAGCAGAGUACGACGACGUGAAGGAGCUCCCACCAGCUUUAGCCGCGAAACAAGCACAAGCAGCUGCCGCGCGCUCGAAGCGACCUAAGAUCAGUGCACAGCCGCAGGGACAGGGCGUCGGGGAUAGGAGUGGCGCGUCGACGGCUCUCGUACGGAGAGGUCCUGGGCCGAACGCGGCGGGCGCGGGCGCUGCGGGAGAGGAGAAACCAACGAGCUUGAUUCAGAGGCCGUCAGCUACGCGACAGCAGCCUCCUGAUUGGCAUGCGCCAUGGAAACUGAUGAGGGUGAUUUCGGGUCACCUGGGAUGGGUGCGGAGUUUGGCGGUGGAACCAAAUAACGAGUGGUUUGCGAGUGGUGCUGGUGACCGGACGAUCAAGAUUUGGAAUCUUGCGACAGGUGGUUUAAAGUUGACUCUUACGGGUCACAUCUCGACUGUUCGUGGUUUGGCCGUGUCUCCACGACACCCUUAUCUAUUCUCCUGCGGUGAGGACAAGAUGGUCAAGUGCUGGGAUUUGGAGACGAACAAGGUCAUCCGACACUACCAUGGACAUUUGAGCGGAGUCUACACACUUGCACUGCACCCCAGGCUCGACUUGCUGGUCACUGGUGGUCGAGACGGUGUCGCCCGCGUCUGGGACAUGCGCACCCGAAGCAACGUCCACGUCCUUUCCGGCCACAGCGGUACCGUCGCCGAUGUCCAAUGCCAAGAAGCAGACCCCCAGGUCAUAACCGGCUCCCUCGACGCGACCGUCCGCAUGUGGGAUCUCGCAGCCGGCAAGACAAUGGGCGUCCUCACGCACCACAAAAAGGGCGUCCGCGGGCUAGCCACGCACCCGCGCGAAUUCACCUUUGCAAGCGCCAGCACGGGGAGCAUCAAGCAAUGGAAGUGCCCCGGCGGCGAAUUCAUGCAGAACUUUGAGGGCCACAACGCCGUCAUCAACACCCUCUCUGUCAACGAGGACAACGUCCUCUUCUCCGGCGGCGACAACGGCUCCAUGUCCUUCUGGGACUGGAAGACCGGGUACCGCUUCCAGUCUAUUGAUACCAUGGCGCAGCCCGGUUCGCUCGAUGCCGAGGCUGGUAUCAUGGCUUCUACGUUUGACCGCACAGGAUUGCGUCUUAUUACCGGUGAGGCUGAUAAGACGAUCAAGGUCUGGAAGCAGGAUGAGGACGCUACGCCCGAGACGCACCCGGUGACCUGGGCUCCGACACUCGGGAGACAGAGGUAUUAGCUUGCCUGCUUGCUUCUCUUAAUCUCGAAAAAAAAAAAACACGUUCUUAAUAAAUAAGGAAAUAUACCCUUCCCUUCCUGCCUGCCUGUUGGUCUUCGGGUCUGUGAUGUGACGGCACACAUACAAUGCACAUUUGGCGUUUAGCGGUUUUCUUGUUCUUGUUGUGCUGGUUUGGGGGUUUCUGUCCUUUGCUCUAUAGAUGAGCAGCACCAGAUUAAAAAUGGUCACGGGAUUCUUGAUAUAUUGAAUGUACUACUAUACAGCCAAAACGUGAUGAAUUUGUCUCGAUUGGUCCAUUUACCUGAAAGCCACGCUUCGUCAAAAUAGACCUACCUUGAGAUGGCGUUCCCUGUUUACGCAACCCUACCUGAGACCUGUCAGUUUUCGCAACUGAUCUUCAGAAAGUUGUGGGAAUCUAAGCCAAUAGGGAUUCAGAAUCUUGCAUUGUAGCCGACUGCUUAUCAACGAAUUGAUCCACAAAGUUGUUCUGGUUCCAAUGUGCUGCUUCUUCGUGGUCACUGUUCCAUCGUAGGACAGUGAGUGGACAGACUCUUGUGCUGGGACACCAGAGUCCGAAGAGUGAGUCGAGAGCGCUGCCAGCGUUUUGAGAUCAUGUAAGAGAACCGGGUCGAUGACAUCUCAAGGCCGUUGCGGGUCGGUAGAGAGAAAGAUAGCUUGUGGAACUCAUGAAGAGGAGCUGCGUGGAGAUGCAGGUACCGCAAUGAUUCUAUGCGUGUGUAGGUGUAGGAGCGCACGUUCCUAUUUUUUUACUUCGACCAACUAAUCACUUAAUCAUCACGUAUUAAAGUCCCUAGGCAUCUAGAAGCAAGAUGAACGUUCGCACCCUAGUAGUAGGAUAAAAGCUUGUUCCAGUGCUUUGGGACCAGUCUUAUACACCAAGCUCUGCGUAGCACAUCCGUAG